Molecule: messenger RNA, 1714 nt
Organism: Oryza brachyantha (malo sina)
Lineage: Eukaryota; Viridiplantae; Streptophyta; Magnoliopsida; Poales; Poaceae
Product: gametogenetin-like
Exons: 1
Coding region: 222-1454 (410 amino acids)
Source: RefSeq, a predicted model, not a curated record
GACACGCUUCGCACGCACCGGCUCCGCCCCAGAAAAGCCAGUUAAAACGGUGCAACUUGUGUGUGUUUCGGUGACUCUCUCUCCCCGUUGGAUCGCGCGCUGCUCUCCCUCCGUGCUGCUGCGGCGCCCGCGGGAGAAGUGGGUUGGGGAACUAUAGUAGUUGUGUGGACUUUGUGGCCGUCGUUUCUUGAUCGAGUUGCACCGGCGGCGGGGGGUGAGGGAUGGAGUCAGGCAACAGCGGGAGCCUCCAGUCGUCCAGUGGAGGGGACGACGAGCUCGACUCCAGAUGCGGCGGGGGCGCCGACGACUCGUCGUCCUCGCCGCUCUCCGCGCUGCUGCGGCAGUCGCCGGCGGGGUUCGGGGGUGGUGGUGGUGGCGGCUCGUUCUACGGCCUGCAGGAGCUGGCGUCGGCGCCGUCCCAGCUGCUGCCGCCGCCGCCCAUGUCACAGGCGGCGGCGGCGCAUCAGUGGGCGGCGGCGAUGCCGGGCGGCGGCGGGGCUGGAGCGUCGCCCUCGCCGUCGCCCCACGGGGUGCAGGCCUCUGGUGCUGAGCAGGCGGCGCCGGCGCAGCAGGGGGUCGCGCCGCCGGUGAGGGGGUCGAGGAAGCGGACGCGGGCGUCGCGCCGCGCGCCGACGACGGUGCUGACCACCGACACUUCCAACUUCCGCGCCAUGGUGCAGGAGUUCACCGGUAUCCCUUCCCCGCCCUUCGCCGGACCGCCCGCGCGCUCCCGCUUCGACCACCUCUUCCCAUCACCGUCCUCCCUACGCUCCGCCGCCGCCGCCGGGAGCCCCUCCUCGCUCCCCGCCUACCUCCUCCGCCCCUUCUCGCAGAAGCUCCACCCUUCCCCUUUCCCGCCUUUCCCCUCGCCCUCGACGUCCUCGCCGUCGCCGUCCAACAUUGCCAUUGCAACCUCCACCGCCGCCCCAAGCACGGCGGCGGUGGCUGCACCCGGCGACAGGUACCAGCUCGCGUCGGCGCCACUGUCCUCCCUUCUCGAGUUGCAGGAUCACGGCGGCAGCUACCUCCGCUUCCAGAGCCACCUCGGCGCCCAGCUCGGCGGCGACAGCAAGUACGUCGCGCAUCCCAUGUUCGACGCUCCGGCCCGCGACCAAGCCCCACCGUUGCAAAGGCUGCAGGACCCGGCGGCCGACUUCCUCGCCCUCACGCAUGGCAUCAUGGGCGCCGACGGAACACACAUGCACCAUCAACGAAGCCGUGACCACGGCCACGGCGGCGACGAGCUGUCCGGCGUGGUCGGCGGCGCGUCCAUGACCGGGAGCGUCGGCGUCGGCUGCAAGAAGACGACCUACUCGUCCGGCUCCGGCGCGCCUCUACUGGAGCGCAAUGCGGGGAGCACGUCGGUCACAGUCGCCGCAACGCCGACACCUUCAUCGGCGGCAGCGGCGACGAGGACGCAAUCCAUGGACACAUGGAUCUGUACAUCGGAGUAGGUGAAUUCACUCCCAAAGAGUAGCAGAUUGGCUUGUAGUAAGCUCACUAGCAAGUUAAUUUUACUUGAUUCUUCCAAAUUUCUAUAAUUAAUCUCUACUCCUUGGUGUUUAAUUCCUCAAUUUGCAUAUGCUUUGUGUAGAUCGAUCAAAUUGAACCAAACAAACAGCAUCAUAUCAUCAUAGUAUCAUUGCUUAUUACAAUUAAUUAAUCACAUGUAGGGGACAGUUUCUUAGUAUUAAUGAAGUUGCAUGUAUGUCUC